Molecule: messenger RNA, 1269 nt
Organism: Prorocentrum cordatum
Lineage: Eukaryota; Dinophyceae; Prorocentrales; Prorocentraceae
Source: the annotation of a GenBank genome assembly
AACGCGGAGGCGGCCCACCUGAAUAAGAUCCGCAAGGAGCAGCGAUAUUGCUCCCCGCUUGCGCGCGACAAGCUCAGGGCCGAGGAGGCGGCCGCGCAGGCGCAGGCGCAGGCGCAGCUGCCGGGCGCCGAGGAUGCGCCCGCGCAGGAGGCGCCCCCCACGAGCCGGACGCAGCAGGAGCGGAAGCGGCUCCUGGCCGAGGCCCGGCAGCGCGCGGAGCUCGUCGGGCAGGCGGUGCAGCCAGCGUUCCAGGCGCCUGGAGCGAAGCCAAAGGCGGAGGAGACGCAGGCAACGGGCCGGGCGGCGGACCCGCUGCUCGACGCGCAAGCGCGACAGCCCAUCGAGGGGGAGCCCGACGACGACGAGCGGCAGCCGAACCCCGUCGACAAGGCGGCUGCCCCCCUGGGCGACCAGGACCAGGCCGGCGUCCAGCAGAAGGCCCCUUUUGUCCAGCCGCAGCCCCAGCAUUUGGACGAUUUGCCCGUCAUCGUAACGAGCAAGAUGCCGAGGAAGUCGAUGAGCCAGGUCGGGGCCAUGUUACAUGGCGGUGGCGUGAUGGGCGAGGACGGCGGCGAUGACGGGGGCGACAUCAGGAGCAGAAAGGCGCAGUCCAGCGCAGGCCCCAGCUCCAAGCGGGAUCAGAAGGGAGACGACUUCGACUUGUUUGACGACGACUUCGACGACGGCCUGGGCCCGAAGCGGAAGUGAGCACGCGGCCGAGAACUCCGUCGCGACCGCCUGGGGCCCGAAACAUACGGUUGAUUCGUGCCGUGUCGACGCGACGACGACCCCAGCGCGGGCGCUGAGGGUUGAGUGGCGCCAGUGGCUCACUGUCGGCCAAUAUGGCACUAUCUACCGGAAAAAACAAGCCUGCCAGGGCAUUGAUUGUCAUCAGGCCAGCCGGUGUGCAGGCCGGCUCUAGCGGUACCUUUGUGCCGCACGGCCAUGGAGGAUUGCGUGGGCGACCGUAGGCUUGACGCGGUGUAGUUGGGGCUGUUGUUUCCCCGGCUCCGCGAGAGUGCGCUCCAGCGGGGUUCCUUGCGGGCUCGCCCACGACCUAUGCGCCGGCUGUCUGGCUGGCAGAACCUCUUUCCUGCAACCCUCGGCAACCUCGUCGCUGGGGCCAUCAUCAUCGCCUGCAGUCUCCGCGAGCAGUUCUGCAGCAGGAGGUGAGAAUUGCGUGCUGGCUGCGGGUGGAGUCCGCGAGAGCGCGCCCCGUGGCCCAAGCCGACAGAAGUCAGGAGAGGAAAAAACACAGACACAAUUAAU